AUGAGAUCUGUGGAGGAAUCUCGGGCUCUUUGGAAUACUACCUUCCACCAGCCAGAGAUACACUCUCUCCAUGAACUGAAACAGGUUUUAGAGACCGGGGAGAAGGGAUCUAACCCGUGUGAGAAUGGAUUGCGGUCAGUGUGUUGGAAGGCAUUCCUCCUGCACAAGGAGAUAGAUCGGACCCAAUGGUCAAUACAGCUAUCAGACUCCAGAGAGGCAUAUACCUCGGUGAAGCAGCAUUUUCUCAAAUACAUUGAUAACCCAGAUGAACUGUCAUCUACAGUUGAUCCGUUGGCAGAAGACGCUGAAUCACCAUGGGAAUCACUUCGACGGGACGAACAGAUCAGAGCUGAGAUAUCCCAGGAUGUUGAAAGAUGUCUCCAGGAAAACAGCUUCUUUCACGAUCCGCUAGUCAAGCUCAGGCUUCUCAACAUCCUGUUCGUGUUUGUCAAGCUGAACCCAGACCUGGGUUAUAGGCAAGGAAUGCAUGAGCUGCUCGCUCCUAUACUGUGGGUAGUAACGCAAGAUGCUAUUGAUCUGCAAACCCUGAAUGAGGACGUGGCCUUCGCUGCUGCUGGUGAACAAGCAUUGAUGCUACAGACCCUCGAUCCAACAUACAUCGAGCAUGACUCCUUUAUCCUCUUCUGCGCUAUUAUGCAAACUGCUAAGGAGUUCUAUGAACAUAAUGAUAGCAAGAGUGGCGGAGUAGGGAGCUCGGAAGUCUCGUCUAUCAUUGCGAGAAGCCAACAUAUUCAUCUGGGCAUACUGCGAAAGAUAGACCCUGAAGUGGCUGACCAUCUUGUUGCUAUUGAAGUCUUGCCGCAGAUAUUCUUGACGCGAUGGAUAAGACUCUUGUUUGGCCGGGAGUUCCCCUUUGACGAUGUACUAGCCGUCUGGGACUUGAUUAUUGCUGAGAAGGUGAGGGCAUCACUAGUUGACAUGAUAUGUGUUUCAAUGCUACUACGUAUUCGAUGGCAGUUGAUGGAUGCGGACUACUCGACUGCCUUGUCCCUUCUACUAAGAUAUCCGUCUCCAGAACCUAUCAAACCACGUACUUUUGUUCUCGAUGGUCUCUAUCUAGAGCACAACUCAACGUGUGAGGGUGCCUCUUAUCUUGUUCAUAAGUACUCUGGCAGGCAUAUUCCUCCGACGAUCCAAAAUAACGUGUCUCCUCCUCCUAGGGUUGGGAUGUCCUUACCCAGUAGACACAAGAGCAGAUCCAUCACUCGAGAUAUUUUCAAUAGCCCGAACAGCUCACCGAACAGGAUAACCGCGAAACGCCUUGACUCUAUUUUCCAGGAUGUUUCGGAGGGCCUGUAUCGUCGAGCAGAAGGAUGGGGCGUCACAAAAGCCGUCCGUGGUGCGGUGACUGAAGCUCGACGCAACAUGCAAGGUCUUCAAGCAGGCGGAACGAACUCUGCAUUAUUUAGCCAUGAUGGUCCGGUGUGGGAUUCCCCCAGCCCACCCCGACUAUCACUCGCUACAGUUAGAGAGUUGCAGCUGAGGGUGGCCUCGAUGGAGCAAAGGAAUAAAGACUUGGCGAUGAUGUUAGAGGAUGCACUGAAUGUAUUGCAUACCCAGCAAGCCCCAUCAGGAGAAGCUGGGGAGAAAGGCGCAGAGACAGAGGGCAGCCUGUCGGCAAUGAAUGAUGCCGUUGCUGCCAUUCGAAAGGUGAAGGCCUGUCUCGAAGAUGCCUCGAUUCCACUGGCCUCUGCAGACACUGGAGAAGAAAUACAUCGUCUAUCCAACGCUCGGAGCAGCGAGGAUUCUCCGACCAGAGGAAGAGCCCAGACUGCCAUAGACCGUACCCCUGCGCGAGUAGAGUCGAGCGAGAAGGGCGAAGAAAAGGCUACCAUCGCUGCCGAAGACAAGAUUGGCAUGAAGGAGCCGCAGUCACCAUGGUCACCGCCAAGCAGCGUCACUACUGCUGCCACCAACAGCAACAACAACAACACCCUAUCAGCAAAGAUGGGAAAUAACAUCAAUCAUACGACAGCAUCGAUGAAAGCGUAUCCCAGCCGACCAACACGAACCUCGGUCCGGGAUCCAUCCUUCGCUUGGAUCCUGGGCGACGAUCAAGCCCGGCCAAGCUUUGCAACGAGCGCAUCCGCGCCUCCCGAACAGAGACGAGUACCACUGAAAUCGAUCUUUGAUGACCCUGAGGCGCAGAGUGACAGCCGGGCAGCUGCUGGAGGUUUGCUCCUCUCUGAUUUACAGCAUGCUCCGCAGUCGAUGCAGCAGCGGCGGCGAGAACAGUCCCCGGGUCAGUAGUUAACUAGCAUAAGGAUCGACGUAUAGAAGAUAUUUUACGAGCAACGUUUCCACCCGUGAUAUCUUCACGCUUCCCACGUCAACUCGUGUGAUAGACACAAGUGAAUGGAUCAUUUGAUAGACAAGUAACUUGCUAACGGGUUGACUGUCUCCUUUCCCCAAGCGAAUUGCAACCUGCAGCCUUAUUCGAAGAAGCUGCUUGUUGACCUCAGCCCCAACCAGGCUCGUGAACUCGCACCACGAGCCAGACACAGCUCGCUAACCAGCAAGCCACUCUCGCGAACGGAUACACAGCCUGGCCUCGUUGGGUUUUGAAGGUGCCUUGAGCAUCGAGUAACAGCUUGCGAGGCCCUCGACUUUCGAAUAAUGCAGAGCCCAGGGUAAAUUGAGGCCUUUCUAGACUAAUACUUAAAGACCGGCUUCAGAUCCUUUACUUAAUGCUUCAAACCUGUCCUCAACCUGCAUCCAGGGACCAGUCCCUGCAGUACAUACCUACAUACCAUACGACACUAACCUGGCCUGCUAUUCCUGUCUAUAGUUAUUACUUGCUUGUUGAUACAUUUUCUGUCAACUCUUCCUUAACAGCCUCAUUUCAUAACUACCUAACAGCAUUGUUAAAAAAUAACUAUUAUAUAUCACUUUAACUUGUUUAACUGGUAACUGACUGCUAUGUUACGGAUUUUAGUAAUAUUUUUAGAUAGUGUAACUUGGUUUUUGUUAAUCAGUUAGUGGAAUACGUUGGUUGGUCUGGUGUGCAUAAAUUUUUUAUUUUCGAGGCAGGCGAUAAUAAAAUAGUCAAUAUAAACCCAAGAAGCAGCCCGAAGACAUCCAUAUCUGAGAUAUCAGACCGCGGUCUUGGUCGUUCUUGGGUUGUCUACAGAUACCUUUACCUCUCUCUUCUCCGUCUCUCUCCCUGUUUCCCUGCCAGGCUGCCGUCCUCCGCCUAG
This is a messenger RNA of Trichophyton rubrum CBS 118892, 3218 nucleotides long. RefSeq lists its product as uncharacterized. The transcript is spliced from 6 exons. Bases 1 to 2271 code for a protein of 756 amino acids. Gene Ontology annotation, biological process: activation of GTPase activity. Lineage: Eukaryota; Fungi; Ascomycota; Eurotiomycetes; Onygenales; Arthrodermataceae. The record is from RefSeq and is a predicted model, not a curated record. Gene Ontology annotation, molecular function: GTPase activator activity.